Molecule: messenger RNA, 2492 nt
Organism: Dimorphilus gyrociliatus
Lineage: Eukaryota; Metazoa; Annelida; Polychaeta; Dinophilidae
Source: the annotation of a GenBank genome assembly
AGCUUAACAUGGCGGAAAAAUAAAUGAAAAGGAGAGAUUACGAAAAUUAUUUCAAUUUAGUUUUUUUUUAAUAAGAAAGAAGAAAUUCUAAAACUGAAAUAAUGGCGGAUCAUAUGGUUGUAGCUAGAUUAUUUCCUGUUUCACCAGAUGAAAAUUCUCCAAAUUCGCCCACCAGCAAGAAGUCCACAUCGUAUAAAAUUGGAAAUAGCGAUGUCAAAUAUAAACUUCCACCGCCAUCCACAAUGAAGCCCUACGUCGACACUCAAUCAGGAGCUUUAGAUACUUGGCCAGCUCAUGCAAAUAAUUCUCGUACAGUUCCAAUAGCUGUUAGCUUGACAAAAGAUAAACAAUUAAAGGUUACUGAUGAAUCAAGUGGGAAAACAAUAUCUCAUGUUCCAAAGCCUAAAUUCUUGGAACAAUUAGAAAAAUAUCUAAAAAAGGAAUUACAAGCUCUAGGCGUUACCGAAGUAGGCCCAAGUGAAUUAAGAUUGCAAGCACAUAGAGAAGUUUUUGAAUACUUAAUUGAAGACUUUCGCACCUAUCGGCCUCUCCUGUCAGCGAUUAAGAAUGAAUAUGAAAUGAUGCUUAGCUAUCAGAGAAAUGUAAUUAGACAAUUAGAACCUCUGAAGCAAAUGAUUGUUACGGUUUCAGAACAAUGCGAUCAGAAAAUUAUGGCUAUUAGAGAUGAAGAGAAACAAGAAAUUAGAGAUUUGAAAGGGGAAAAUAGCCGUCUAUAUCAGAAAAUAUCGGAAAUAAACAAUGAAAAAUUAGAAUUGAAAUCUCAAGUUGAAAAACUUCAGGACGAAUUGGCCGUACAGUAUCUACAAUAUAGAGAUGAAUGUGACGAACGUAAAUUACUUAUAACCGAAUAUAAUAAUCUACGUUACGAACAAGAGGAUAGUAUGAAACAGAAUCCCGAUUUGGAGGAAGAUGAAGAAGAAAAGUUAAAGAAUGAUCCAGUCUUCCUAAGAACUGCGUUACAACAAGCUAGAAGAGAUGAAGCUUCAGCUACUCAAAGACUCAAUGAAAUGAUUGCUAAUUACGGCGAUGUUAUUCCGAGAAGAAACAUGGAAAAAUUGCAAAAGGAUUACGAGGAUAUAAUUGCUCUUCACCAAAAAUUGAAAGCGGACUUUAAUACUGCCCUUAAGGAACGCCAAAUCCAGGAUGAUCUCUACAAGAAGACUGUAGAAGAAAGAGAUGAAUACUUUGUUAAUGCUGAAAGUUUGCGUAGAAGCGCAACACCUCGUCCAGACUGGGAAUCUUGUGCCGAUUAUGUUGCUGGUGGGGCCACUCGUUGGAAACAAUUGUCAGAUGGAAAAACAAGCAAGCAGAAGGUUAAGGUUCUCCUUAAUGAAAUAUCCGGAGCCGCUUCUUCCGACAAUACGGGAGCUGAAUAUUUUGACGGUUUGGGAACGAGCGAGCUUAUACCUAGCUAUUUACAAUACGAAGGAAAGGUUCGUAAUAGAAGGCUGGGAAAGAGGGACGCUGCCCUAUUAAUAAAAGAUAUUUGGAGACAAAAAAUGGUUAAGGAUAGUGAGAACGAUGAUAAUAUUAGAAGUAAUAUGGCAGAUUUUGUCAAGGAUUACUUAAACAGUCGAUUUCCUGCCGAAUCCAUGGUAGCUGAGUGGGCCUAUAAUAUGAGAGAUGCUUGCCAAAGAUACAGCCACGACCAAAAGAUUGGAUUGUUUGGUUUUAUCUUAAGCGGAGAUGCUGACGAAGAGUUGUACCAUUACGAUUACGAACUGUUGGAGAAUAUUAGAAGUGCUUUUAUUAAAGUUGAUUCAAACAAUGCAGGAAGCGGCCAAUUAAAUCGUGAAGAGAUUCAAGAAGUUCUCAAAGAGCAAUUUCCUAGCUGGAAUGAUGAUGAAAUCUCUAAUUGUAUUAAGGCGGCUAUUAGCGAUCUUGAUAUGCCUAAAGAUUCUUCAGAAGGUUUUAAUUAUAGUAAUUUGUUCACGGAAGACGAUGAAGGCAGAAUGGGAACUUUUUGCGAAGAAAUAUUGAAACUACUAAAAACUGAAAGAAUGAAUUAUGUAGAUGAUUUAAAAACGGAACUAAAAGAUGAAAACCCUGUUAGCGUGAAAUCUCUGAAGAAAGCUUUCUCUAUCGUUGAUCCUGAAAUCGAGAUAGAAACUAUGCUAAAAUACUUAUCCUGGGUCUUUAAAAUUGAUAAAGAAGAAUUAAAGACAAUCGACAGUAAACAAGACGAAGUAACAAUGGAUUUUUCUAAAUUAGUUCAAAGACUCCAAUUGGGAAACAUUAGAAGAGUGGGAAGAAAGAAAUAAACAUAAUUUUAGCAUGUCUUUUUUUUCUUCUUUCUUAAGCAUCCCUGCAGACAUUCCAGUUGAAUAAUAAAAGAAAAAUGAAUGAAUAAAGAGAGAAAGAAACAUAGAAGAAGAAAAAAAAACUACAUCAAAACAAUUUUUUCGUCACAAUAAACUUUUAAAUAAAGAAAUUAAAUGUUUAAAUUUAUUCAUUAAAAUUGUACAAAAUCG